Molecule: messenger RNA, 2428 nt
Organism: Eptesicus fuscus (big brown bat)
Lineage: Eukaryota; Metazoa; Chordata; Mammalia; Chiroptera; Vespertilionidae
Gene: IFT38
Product: clusterin associated protein 1
Exons: 13
Coding region: 266-1549 (427 amino acids)
Biological process (GO): cilium assembly
Cellular component (GO): intraciliary transport particle B; cilium; centrosome
Source: RefSeq, a predicted model, not a curated record
GCCCUGGACAGAGACAGGGUGGGAGAAGAGCAAGGGAAGGGGGCAGAACCUGAGAGGAGGUCCCGGGUCCCUCUGGCUUGGGACAGGCCGUACAAAACAGACUCAGCUCUUGCAGGCUGAGGAGUCACUUCCAGAGGUGACCUCCUGGGAAUCUCAGUUUCCUCAUCUGUGGUUGGAAAAUGAGGUUUAGGGGUACAGACUUAGUGAAACCUGGGUCAGUGCUUUGAGCAUGCUGAUAAGGUGGUUCUGAGUGGAUUUUACAGAGAUGAUGAGAGCCUUGGGAUACCCUCGACAUAUUUCUAUGGAAAAUUUCCGCACACCAAAUUUUGGACUUGUAUCUGAAGUUCUUCUCUGGCUUGUGAAAAGGUAUGAACCUCAGACUGACAUACCUUCUGAUGUUGAGACGGAACAAGACCGAGUUUUCUUUAUUAAGUCAGUUGCCCAGUUCAUGGCCACAAAAGCACAUAUAAAACUCAAUACUAAGAAGCUUUAUCAAGCAGAUGGGUAUGCAGUGAAAGAACUAUUGAAGAUCACCUCUGUCCUUUAUAAUGCUAUGAAGACCAAAGGGAUGGAGGGCUCUAAAAUAGGAGAGGACGAUAUCAGCAAAUUCAAGUUUGAUCUUGGCUCAAAGAUUGCAGAUUUGAAAGCAGCCAGGCAGCUUGCUUCUGAAAUCACGUACAAAGGAGCAACUCUGUAUGACUUGCUGGGCAAGGAGGUAGAGUUGAGGGAACUGAGAACAGAAGCAAUUGCUAGACCUCUGGAAAUAAACGAGACUGAAAAAGUGAUGAGAAUUGCAAUAAAAGAUAUUUUGGCUCAGGUUCAGAAGACGAAAGACCUGCUCAAUAACGUGGCCUCUGACGAAGCUAAUUUAGAAGCCAAAAUUGAAAAGCGGAAAUUAGAACUGGAAAGAAACCGGAAGCGACUCCAGACUCUGCAGAGUGUCAGGCCAGCCUUUAUGGAUGAAUAUGAGAAGAUUGAGGAAGAAUUGCAAAAGCAGUAUGACAUUUAUCUGGAGAAAUUUCGAAAUCUAGCUUAUCUCGAACAGCAACUCGAGGAUCAUCAUAGGAUGGAGCAAGAGAGGUUUGAGGAAGCCGAAAAUACUCUUCGUCUGAUGCAGAACAAGCUGAAGGAAGAAGAAAAGCGACUACUCAAGAGUGGAAGUCAGCCAGGAGAGCCCGAAGCUGCCCUAAGUGAUAAGACCGCAUGGAAUUUCUCCCCUCCUGGGAGGCCUGGCACAGGUAAUGAUGACUCGGAUAUUGACAUCCAGGAGGAUGAUGAAUCUGACAGUGAACUGGAAGAGAGACGGCUGUCCAAGCCACGGACAGCCAUGGAAGUGCUCAUGCAAGGAAGACCUAGCAAACACAUCGUGGGCACAAUGCAAGGUGGAGACUCCGAUGACGAUGAAGACUCAGAGGACAGUGAAAUUGACAUGGAAGAUGAUGAAGAAGACGACGAUUUGGAAGAUGAGAGCAUUGCUCUCUCUCCAGCUAAAUCUAGUCGAAGGGUCCGGAAACCUGAGCCCCUGGAAGAGAGUGACAAUGACUUCUGACUUUCUUGCCAAGGGACCCAUGCAGAUUAAAACCCACAGAUUUGUAGGUAAAUGAGAAUUUAGAAGGUUAGAAAGGAAACAUAUUUUGUUUACUAAGUCACUUGGACUUAUUGUUCCUGAAGUAUUACCUGUUUUUCGCUUUAGCCUCCUAUGUGUUGCUCCAUGAAGCUCAAACAAGAACCAGAGCAAACUCCAAAGAUGAUUUUUUUUGCCUUAUCUCCUAAAAGAUGGGAAAUAUGUGUGUGCUUAGUGACUCACAUCCACAGGACAGAAACUUGAGGAGAAAUAGAUUCUAUGUAAGUUUUGAUUAUUAUUGUCAUCACAUCUGUCCUCUAAGAGUCAGUGGGACAAACCGGGGCUGGCACUGCACAUAAGGACUCAUUUUAGGAAUCAGUGUCGGACUAUUAGUAACUUGUACAAUUCAGAGGCUUUUAAUUCUAGCUUUUAUUCCAUUUCAUAGUCUUUUUUUUCCUGCAUGCUCACAAUACCAAGCUUUAAAUGUAUUUUACUAAAAUUUUCUGAAUGAAAUUUAGUUAAGUCAGAUGAAAAUCAACUUUCUUUGAAAAUUAGGCAACAGAAGAUCCUCCCGAUUAUAAAUACUCCAUUUUCUCUCAGAAGGCCAGCAUUCCUUUUUAGGAAAGUUGACUUAAAAAAUAAACCAAAAUUGAAAUGGGUAGAGUAACACUAGAAUUUCCCUAUUGUGAAAAGACAAGUGACAGAUAGGUGGCAUUUUUUGUUUGUUUGUUUUUUGGAAAGCGCAGAACAGUUUUCUUUGUUUUUCAGUUAUAAAGUCAAAAGACUUCUGAAGUUACUUAUCUUAAUAAAUGUUUUUAAUAUCACAUUUUUAUAUUAUUAAAUAAAUUUUACUUGAAAAUGUAA